Pangasianodon hypophthalmus (striped catfish) is the source of this 1795-nucleotide messenger RNA. RefSeq lists its product as uncharacterized. The record is from RefSeq and is a predicted model, not a curated record. NCBI's taxonomy places the organism in Eukaryota, Metazoa, Chordata, Actinopteri, Siluriformes, Pangasiidae. The transcript is spliced from 8 exons. The coding region runs from base 398 to 1366 and encodes 322 amino acids.
UAUAGACCACAUGUAAUCCAUGUAAUGUGCGGUUUAUUGGCAGAUCUUCACUCUCUUUAUAAGUUACUGUUAAAUUUUCCGAGCAAUGUGCCAGUGCGCUCUUGUUGCGCUUUUCUGAAAGAAGUAACCAUUCAGAUGAUCCCUUAAGCGCGCCGGUGCGAGGUGAGAUUCAGGGUAAGGAUUAUACACGUAAAACGCUUAUGCAGAUAAACAUGUGAAUUUCAGUUUAGAAUGUUAACAGACAGAUGUUGUUGCAUGCAAAGAAAACAGGCUGUUUAGAUGAAAGGGUUUCAAGUGUAAAGCCGCUGCGUAGUGGGCGGAGCAGUGCGCCUUCACUGACUGCAGCUGGAGAUGUCGGUAUGCAGAGCUGAAGCUUUUCUGCUGCAUUGAUGCCAACAUGAGUGCAACUGAGAGAGAGAGACAUCAAAACACAAGACUACAGCAUUUUCUAUCAGACCUGGCAAUAUUAGGAUCCUUACAGGGUUUCCUUUAUUUUCAGCCCUGGCUGAGGGGGAAAGAGGAACUGCUGCUGACUGUUGUCAAUGAAGAUCUGGGAUGGCCUUCUCCUGGUUUUCCUGCCUCAGUUGCGUCAUCCUGCACCAGUCCUACUUGCAGUAGUAGUUACAGUCUGGACAGUGACUAUGCCAGCUCUCCACUACCUAGCGAAGGUCCCCAACCACAACAAAGACCUCAUUCACCACAGGCCUCUCAGCAGCAGCCUAGCAGGAGUAAUGAUUUGCAUCAUCUCCCAGCUUCACCCAGUGAGAGGGAGAUCGCUGUGCCAGAAAUUAAUUGCACCCUUUUCCUGUUGGCUGGCUAUGCUAAAUAUGGACGGCCAUAUGCAUGGAUACGAUCCAAUCAUGAACGUUUGAUGAGUGUCGGAGGUGCUGAUUCACUGGCCAAAGAUAGACCAAUGAAACUCAAAUCCAUCAGAGACUGGGUUUUAACUUCUCAAGGAACACGGGUGUGGGAUGUGGUUAAUGAGUUGGUGGGUCUGUGCACCAUGCCCCCUCCAGAUAAUCCCUUCUCUCUGGAUAUGCGCUACCUCCAGACCCUUCCCCUCCCAGAGCGCUUCCUUGCCACUGGAGCCCUCCUUAACUUCUUGGAGAUGAUUGUGGUUCAAGGAAGUCGCAAGGAACCAUUCUAUGAUCUGGUUGUGGAGGAGAUCAAGUCCUUGAGGCAACUCCAUUUUCAGAGUCUCGCUGAACUCCUGAGACGCCGUAAUGUCCAGAGCAGGAGCUUCUCUAAACUGGACUCUCCAGAGAAGUGGCAACCUUCAUCAAACGGCCAUGGCUCUGGAGAGGACACCUCCCAAUUUGAACACAAAGUAACAGUAGCAAGUUCUCAGAGACAAGAACCAAGAUGAUACUCAGAUGCAUAGAAACCAGAAGGUCCUGUUAUGUUGUGAACUACAACUUUUGAGAAGGUCCACUAAAAUGUUCUAAAUGUGUAAGAUGUACUGUUUAUCUCACUGUAGAUUUAGAAACUUUUAGUUGCAUGUAUAGUAUACAUGUAUAUGUAUAGUAUAUAUAGUAAAUAUUUUAUGCCCAAUUACUGCUGCUUGGUUUAAUUAUUGCAAUUCCUUAAUUGUUCAUCUGAGGCUGCUGAUUGCUCUGGAUAAAAUGCAUACUAAAGAUGAAGCCUGUGCUUGCCAAAGGUGUGGGGAUUUUAGGAUGGUUUUAUGAGGAUAUAUAGUGAAGGGCUUACUGUGUAUCAAAACUGUCUUUGCAACACUGCAUAUCAUUUCUUAUGACACUGUAAAUAAACACUCAACUGAGUCUCACUCAGGCCCAAU